Molecule: messenger RNA, 1388 nt
Organism: Marmota flaviventris (yellow-bellied marmot)
Lineage: Eukaryota; Metazoa; Chordata; Mammalia; Rodentia; Sciuridae
Source: RefSeq, a predicted model, not a curated record
UGUUGACGAGUCGCUUAGCAACCGGGAGGCUAACCUUUGGAAGCUUGUUGCAGCACUAGCCGCGGUCCUGCCCUCUUCCUGCCCCUCCCCUCCCUCAAACUCCCUUCACCAAGGUGCUGCCAAACACCUGGAUCGACCUGGCACCUCGAGAGGCUGAAUUUCUACCAGUAACGCGCCUUUUACGUUUUUUUCCCCGAUCUCCCGCUCACAUCCGUAAAACCCUCUGAUUCUUUUACUACAUUUUUUUUUAUGAGAACAAGACAUUUUCUAGGAAGAUGGUGGCAGAAAAAGAGACCCUGAGCUUAAACAAAUGCCCAGACAAGAUGCCGAAGAGGACCAAGCUGCUGGCACAACAGCCGCUCCCGGUGCACCAGCCUCACUCCCUGGUUUCUGAGGGCUUCACAGUCAAAGCCAUGAUGAAAAACUCAGUCGUGAGAGGCCCUCCGGCUGCAGGGGCAUUUAAAGAAAGACCAACCAAGCCCACAGCAUUUCGAAAAUUUUAUGAGCGAGGAGACUUCCCAAUCGCCCUUGAGCAUGACUCGAAAGGAAACAAAAUAGCCUGGAAGGUGGAAAUCGAGAAGCUGGAUUACCAUCAUUACCUGCCUCUGUUUUUUGAUGGGCUUUGUGAAAUGACAUUUCCCUAUGAGUUUUUUGCUCGGCAAGGAAUCCAUGACAUGCUGGAACAUGGGGGAAACAAGAUUCUACCUGUCAUUCCACAGCUCAUUAUUCCGAUAAAAAAUGCCUUGAACCUCAGAAACCGGCAGGUCAUCUGUGUCACGCUCAAAGUCCUCCAGCAUCUGGUUGUGUCAGCAGAGAUGGUGGGCGAGGCUUUGGUGCCCUACUACCGUCAGAUCCUCCCCAUCCUGAACAUCUUUAAGAACAUGAAUGGUUCCCAGCAGAUGGUCAUAGGUCGUGAACAUUUAUCUACCGAAUAUGAGAAAAGUGCAGAGAGGCACCUCGGAGGCCAGCCAUCUCUCGCUGCCUUCAGGCCAUCCACACCAUGGCCAGUGCCCCCUGGUGAAAGGGGUCUCUGUUUUAAGGGCCAUUACAGAAGAAUCCCAGACUCCUCCAGAGCUUGUCACCCACCACACUCAGGAGUCACCUCCUGUGUUCUGAGUAACCCUCGCGGAGGAUUUGCCAGGGUCUCCUUUCUCCCUUCGUGCUCGUGGUGGGAGCAGCGGGGCACCACCUUCCUUGUCCUGGGUGUUGUCGCUCCUGUCACUGCUGCUAAUGCUGCUGCUGCCCUGGCACCACCUCUGGGAGGCACUGCACCUCAGGUGUGCCAGCUACUCCCCACAGCAAAGGCAGGCGGGAGCUCAUUCUGCCUUCUGAUGGAUGGGCAAACAGAGGCUCAGGAGGAUGAAAACAGUUGUCCAAAGGACAGCUAG